GUUUACUACGUAUAGCCCAUGAUCUCAUCUGAAGUCAUAGUCCCGAUGCCGACAUCGUGACUGGACCGGAUAGUAGCAUCCUACUCUCGUAUGAAUUCUUGGAACGACUCCUGUUUCACUUUCACUUAUGGACAUUCACUGUGGCAUGACGUCUUCUUCCAUGGUGCCUGCAGCGACGACCGUUCAAGAUAUAGUCGACCACGGACAGCUAACCUACAACCCCAAGCCCACCUAGUACCUCACAAAAAACACCACUGCCAAAACAUCCAAAGAGACCGGUGACAAUGUCGAAUCCCGAAGAAACACUCGGUGCUGAAGAAGCGCUCAACAAAGCCAGAGGCUACAAGGCAACCAUCUCCAACCCCAAUGUGUCAGAUGAGGCGAAGCAGCAUGCCCAAGAGGUCCUCGACAAGGAGUUGCGGGGAGGAAAUAUCAACCUCGGCAGUGACUCCGGUGUCGACCCAGGCAACCAAGCGCGCGGAUACAAGGCAGCGAUGAGCAACCCCAACGUCUCCGAAGAGGGCAAGAAGGCUGCUGAAGAGAAGCUCAAGAACAUGUAAGAGGGUCGUUUGGAUUUGCUCCUACUGCCGGCGGAUAGGGUAUGAGCAAAACUGAGAUGAUGUCGAGUAGAUUAACUUAAGG
Molecule: messenger RNA, 642 nt
Organism: Exophiala xenobiotica
Lineage: Eukaryota; Fungi; Ascomycota; Eurotiomycetes; Chaetothyriales; Herpotrichiellaceae
Exons: 3
Coding region: 285-560 (91 amino acids)
Cellular component (GO): cytoplasm
Source: RefSeq, a predicted model, not a curated record